CCUUAUCACACCAAACCAAACGCUCUUCAGGCUACAGCCACAUAUUUGUGUUUACAAUUAAAUUAUUUAAACUUACACAAAAUUCGCAACUCAGUAAGCCGCAGGCACAACACACACCAAAGACUAGAGAGCAGCGAAAAGCCGAGAAAUGGCGGAGGAGGUGAGCAACAAGCAGAUCAUAUUGAAGGAUUACGUUACGGGUUUCCCUACUGAGUCCGAUAUGAUUCUCACAACAUCCACUGUCAAGCUAAAGAUCCCUGAUGAUUGCAGCGACGCCGUUUUGGUGAAAAAUCUCUACUUGUCCUGUGACCCUUACAUGCGGUCUCGCAUGCGGGAUCUUAAAGAAAACUAUAUUGAAUGUUUUUCCCCAGGAUCUACGAUAACGGGAUUAGGAGUAGCCAAAAUUGUGGAUUCUUCGAGUCCUAAAUUCAAGAAGGGUGACUUGGUUUGGGGCAUGACAGGCUGGGAGGAGUACAGCCUUAUAAAGUCCACUGAUGGUCUAUUUAAGAUUGAUCAUACAGAUGUGCCACUUUCUUAUUAUACGGGUAUUCUUGGGAUGCCUGGCAUGACUGCUUAUACUGGUUUUUAUGAGAUUUGCUCUCCAAAAAAAGGAGAAACUGUCUUCAUUUCUGCUGCAUCUGGAGCCGUUGGUCAGCUUGUUGGCCAGUUUGCAAAGUUGUUGGGUUGUUACGUUGUUGGAAGUGCUGGAAGCAAAGAUAAGGUGGAUCUUUUGAAGAAUAAAUUUGGUUUUGAUGAUGCAUUCAACUACAAAGAGGAAGCUGAUCUAAAUGCGGCUCUAAAGAGGUACUUCCCGAAUGGCAUCGAUAUUUACUUUGAAAACGUGGGAGGCGAAAUGCUCGAGGCCGUCCUAGAAAACAUGAGACUCCAUGGCCGCAUAGCAGUUUGUGGGAUGAUAUCUCAAUACAACCUUGAAGACCCACAAGGAAUACACAACUUGUUCAUGCUUAUAACCAAGCGUAUACGCGUGGAGGGUUUUUUAGUUGUCGAGUUCUACCACCUCUACCCCAAGUAUUUGGAAAUGGUGUUGCCACUAAUAAAAGAUGGGAAAUUAUACUACGUGGAGGAUUUUGCUGUAGGCAUUGAGAGUGCACCGAGUGCUCUUGUAGGGCUGUUCUCGGGUCGCAAUGUAGGGAAGCAGUUCGACAUUCUAAACCCUAAUUCCCUAAUUCGAGAAGCAGAAGAAAAAAUCAGAGCUCAAAAAUUUGAGAGAGUCAUGUCUUCUUGUUCGCAAGGUUCGUCAUCGAACAUUUUAUGCCUUUGCGGCUUCCCAGCGAAGCUAAGGGCUUCAAAAACAAGCUCAAAUCCUGGAAGAAAGUUCUAUGGCUGUAGAGAUUGGAGGCCGGAUGGAGCGGGGGGAUGCCCUUUUUUUUUCAUGGUACGACACAACUGA
Messenger RNA from Striga asiatica, 1411 nucleotides. The record is from the annotation of a GenBank genome assembly. NCBI's taxonomy places the organism in Eukaryota, Viridiplantae, Streptophyta, Magnoliopsida, Lamiales, Orobanchaceae.